UGAAGCUCAUGAGGUACCCCCCCCCACACACACGCACACAGACAAACACACGCUGCUUCUCAGGAGGACACGCAUUUCCUCGAGAAGCAGAUCGAACGUGUUUGUCUGAGCUGGACGGGCGCUGGACCCAAGGGAGCGGCUGGGGCGCCAUGGUGUCACAACCUGGGGGGUCAGAUCUGAUGGUGCCAGAGUGACGAUGGUGUUCGGCCAGCAGACUCUCAACGCCGGACCGCUGCUGCACUCGGCAUCCCCCGCGUACCUCAUGUUCCCCAACUCCAGUGAGACGGGGGGCGCUGUCCUCCAGGGCGGCUUCCCCACGCCAGCGCGCUGCGACGGCGACGCCUUGCUCUCGGCCCCGCGACACAAUGGCUCCCUUCCGGCGCACGCGCUCUCAUCGGCGGAGGUGGCUAUCCUCAGCCUGGUCUUCUCCAUCCUCUGGAUGGUGUCCGUGCUGGGCAACGCCCUCGUGUGCCUGGUGAUCCACCGCAGCCGGAGGACUCAGUCCACCACCAACUACUUUGUGGUGUCCAUGGCGUGUGCAGACCUGCUGCUGAGUGCCGGCUGCGCCCCCUUCGUCCUGCUCCAGGUGACGUCCGCUCAGUGGGUGCUCAACAACAUGACGUGCAAGGUGGUGCGCUACAUCCAGCACCUCUCCCCAGGGGUUCAGGUCUACGUGUUGCUCUCCAUCUGUGUGGACAGGUUCUACACCAUUGUGUACCCGCUGAGCUUCAAGGUGUCUAGAGAGAAGGCCAAGAAGAUGAUCUUAGCUUCCUGGGCUUUCAAUGCAGCUUUUGUGUCGCCCUGCUUCUUCUUCUACAGCUCAUCGCAUGAUGCCCUCUGCAACUUCUUCCUGCCCGACACGUGGGAGGGCAUUGCCUACGGAGCUAUGCACCUCCUCGCCGGCUUUCUCGUCCCCAUGGUGCUCAUCCUUCUCUUCUACCACAGGGUGGUAAAGUACAUCUGGAGGAUCGGCACGGAUGGCCGCACGGUCAGAAGGACCAUGAACAUCGUUCCCAGGACAAAAGUGAAGACCAUCAAGAUGUUCCUGAUGCUCAAUUCCGUGUUCCUCCUCACCUGGAUGCCCUUCUACGUGGCCCAGCUGUGGCACCCGAAGGACAGCUUCUCCAGAGAAGGGCUGCUUGUCUUCGUGGCCGUGACCUGGGUCUCAUUCAGUUGCGCCGCAUCCAAACCUACUCUGUACUCCAUCUACAACGCCAACUUCCGCCGAGGCAUGAAGGAGACCUUCUGCAUGUCGUCCAUGAAAUGCUACCGCAGCAAUGCUUACACCAUCACCACCAGCUCUCGGAUGGCCAAGAAGAACUAUGUGGGGGUCCUGGAGAUGCCGGCGCCAGCAAAGACCAUCACUAAAGACUCCAUCUACGAGACGUUUGACCGUGAGGCCAAGGAGAAGAAACUGGCGUGGCCCAUCAACAGCAACCCACCCAACACAUUUGUGUGAACGUGAGGACUGCAAGUACCCGUGACAACGAAAUCUUUACAUGCCUCCAUACUGUCACACUGUAAAUGUCAGUUUGUAACAGACGCUCACAAACACUGCCAGCCUGACAGGAAGCAGAAACUGCAGUGAGGGAAAUAACAACCAGGAACCAUCUUCAGUCUCAUAAAGAACCAUGGAGAGGUGGUGGAGGGGGGAGGGUUCUGGCCAAAUUCCUUAAUUUCUCUGUAAUAUGUUCUUUACCUCCCAUCUAGCUGAUUAUGGUGUCCAUAUUGUCAUCUGUUAUACGGUAUUAUAAAGGCCGUGAAUUCCUACUGCAGCUUUAA
Scleropages formosus (Asian bonytongue) is the source of this 1782-nucleotide messenger RNA. RefSeq names its product probable G-protein coupled receptor 19. Gene Ontology annotation, biological process: G protein-coupled receptor signaling pathway; cellular response to hormone stimulus. The transcript has 2 exons. Gene Ontology annotation, cellular component: plasma membrane. Bases 197 to 1459 code for a protein of 420 amino acids. Lineage: Eukaryota; Metazoa; Chordata; Actinopteri; Osteoglossiformes; Osteoglossidae. Gene Ontology annotation, molecular function: peptide binding; G protein-coupled receptor activity. The record is from RefSeq and is a predicted model, not a curated record.